Molecule: messenger RNA, 915 nt
Organism: Suillus clintonianus
Lineage: Eukaryota; Fungi; Basidiomycota; Agaricomycetes; Boletales; Suillaceae
Exons: 4
Coding region: 1-915 (304 amino acids)
Source: RefSeq, a predicted model, not a curated record
AUGUCUCUCUACACUUCCUUCGCAGUUGCAGGUGCAGGCCCCACAAUCGGUGGCCGCAUCGUCAAGGCUUUGCUCGAGCGAGGCGCGUCAGUAGUCGCUCUCGCUCGACCGUCGAGUACAUCGACAUCGAGCCCACUCCUAGAGGGCGCUAAGAUUGCCACGGCUGACUAUGCUGAUGUCAAAGCAGUUGCCUCCAUUCUCCGCGAGCAUAAAGUGGAGGUCCUGAUUUCUGCAUUGGCAUACGGCGCAUUGCCUUCCCAGUCUACCAUCGCCGAUGCUGCCAAGGAGGCUGGCGUUAAACUUUUCGUUCCCUCUGAAUUCGGCUUACCCACGGAGGGAGGGAAGGGUGGUCACCUCGUGAUCAAAUCACAGUUCGCUGGUGAGACUUUUUUGUUUUGUGCCUGGUUUGGUUGCAAGUUGUUGAACGCUCGCGGUAUCGUAGACUACCUGAAGUCAUUGAGCAUUCCUUCAUUGCGCUUCUACACCGGGAUGUUCAUCGAGUUCAUUCCACAGUUUACUGGAGUUGACACAGGAAAGUUCUUGGUUCUGGGCAAGGGCGAAGCAUCUUUUUCUACCACUGCCUUGGACGACGUUGCGGGUUUUACCGCUCACGUUCUUACCUCCCUCCCGCCGGCUAAACUCCAUGAUGCGACGUUCCGCAUCGAGGGAGAACGCACCUCCUUCAACAAAGUUGGCGCCCUGUAUGCAUCCAAGAAUAUUCCAGUAGAGCAUGUCACCUCCCUUCCCGAAGGAUACGUCAAGCAGACACUUUUACAAGGCUUGUUUGAGAAGGGUCUGGGCAGCUCCGGAUGGGACAACUACGCCGACAAGGACUUCCCGGAAAACGCUAAUAGCGGUAAUGCGGCCUGGCCUGGGCACCAGUGGAAGAGUGUCAAGGAGGUGUUGGAAUUGUAG